Molecule: messenger RNA, 5050 nt
Organism: Numida meleagris (helmeted guineafowl)
Lineage: Eukaryota; Metazoa; Chordata; Aves; Galliformes; Numididae
Gene: MAP6
Product: microtubule associated protein 6
Exons: 3
Coding region: 123-1295 (390 amino acids)
Biological process (GO): regulation of microtubule cytoskeleton organization; positive regulation of axonogenesis; cytoskeleton-dependent intracellular transport
Cellular component (GO): dendrite; Golgi-associated vesicle; axon
Molecular function (GO): calmodulin binding; microtubule binding
Source: RefSeq, a predicted model, not a curated record
CGUGCCGCGCUGCGCUGCGCGGGGGUUGCGCGGGGCUGUGCGCUCCGCUCCCUGCGCCGCUCCGCUCUCUGCGUGCGGCCGCUGCGCGGAAAGUGAGCGGAGCAGCGCGGAGCGGGGCCGCCAUGGCGUGGCCCUGCAUCACCCGCGCCUGCUGCAUCGCCCGCUUUUGGAACCAGCUGGAUAAAGCCGACAUCGCCGUCCCUUUGGUUUUCACCAAAUAUUCCGAAGCCACCGAGCAGCCCCUCCCCGCGCAAAUCCCGCGCAGCGCGGCGGCGCCCAUCGAUACCCAACCCGGCGGCGAUGCCGCGGCUGCGGGCGGGGGGGACGCGGCUCCCGGCCCCGCACGGCCCGGAGCGGCCCCGCACGGCUCUCCGCCCGCGGACUCGGUGAUGCGGCACGACUACAAACCCUGGAAGGUGCAGCGCCCCGAGCCCAGCUGCAAACCCAAAAGCGAGUACCAGCCGUCCGAUACGCCCUUCGAGAAGGAGACGCAGUACCAAAAGGAUUUCCGCGCUUGGCCCAUCCCUAAAAGAGGGGACCACCCGUGGAUCCCCAAACCGGGUCCAUCCCCCGUGCUCGGCCCUGAGCGCGGAUCUCCCGAGAAAGCGGCUCAGGAGAAGAGGAGGAAGAAGGAGGAGGAGGCGGAGGCGGACGAGGAGCAUCCCAAGGCGGCCCGGCCCGGGGACAGCCGAGAGAAGGGGCGGCAGAGGGGCGAGGAAGCGGGCGGGCAGGAGGGCCGGGGCCGGGCGGCCGCCGAUGCUCUCAACCGGCAGAUCAAGGAGGAGGUGGUGGCGGCGGGGGUCAGCUCGUCCUACAGAAAUGAAUUCAGACCAUGGAUAGAUGUCAAGCCCGUGAAGGCUAUAAAAGCGAAGGCCCAGUACAAGCCUCCAGAGGAGAAAAUGACCCAUGAAACCAGUUACAGCGCUCAGUUCAAGGGGGAAACCAGUAAGCCUGCUCCAGCUGAUAACAAAUUCCUGGAGCGCAGGAGGAUACGCACUCUCUACAGUGAACCUUACAAAGAACCUCCAAAGGUGAGGAACACAGCAGAAGAGCCCCAGGACCACCCCUGCUCCUGGUGGGACGUGUCCAACACAGUGGAAAAGCCUAGCGUAAAGCCUUCCAAACCAAAAAAGACCACAACAAGCCAUAAACCCUUGAAAAAGGCCAAAGACAAGCAGAUUGCAUCUGGACGGGCUGCCAAGAAAAAGAGCGCCGAGACCUCCAACACAGCAAAGCCAGAGGACAAGGAGAAAAGUAAAGAGAUGAACAAUAAACUGGCUGAGGCAAAAGAGUAAAUGUCACUGCACUUUCCUUUCUUUCUCUUUUUUCUUUUCCUUCUUCCUUUCCUUUUUUUUUUUCCUUUGAUUAAAUAAAGGCCACAAAAUUAAUUAGAGGCUUCUAAUCUGCUUUUUGUUCUGAUUGUAUUAGAAGCUUUUCUGUUUUAUUUCCAAGGAGGAUUAGCGAAUCCUUGUUUCUGAGGUCAGGUUGUUCUGCUUUGCCUGCACAACACGGCUCUGCACAGAGUGAGGACGAGCGCAGGAGGGAUGUGGGAAAGCAUGAGGAUCGUAGGAGAUGGAGUUUAUGGGUCAGCUGCUGUUGUGGCCAAGAGCCUGUCCCUGUCCGUGGUCCUUAAGUGCCAAUUGAGCUGCCACUGGGCUGUGCUCUCAUCCCACAGGGCCCUUUUUGGGGUUAGGCCAUUGCUUGGUUAUCUCCCACUGGUGUCAGCAGGCCUUUGAACAUGGAACUGCUGUGGAUUUGCCAUCAGUCCACUAGAACUGGGGGUGUGACCAAGAGCCAUUUCUCCUGGUGACACCAGUUGGAGUUUCCUUCCAGCAACAAAGAAAGUGAUCCCAUUGCAAAUGAAGGGCCAAAUCAUGCCCUGGCAUAGCUAGGGUAGAUGUUGUUGCAUCAGUGCAGCUUUACCCAUCAGCACCACUUGAAGGCCUUGAUACAAGAUAGGAGUGAGGGAAGGCGUGUAGGUCAGUUGGAGACUUCCCAAGUGUGUGGCCGGUCAGACGAGGUUAUCUGCAGGCUGUUCUUCCCGAUUGUUUCCCUUAGGAUGUGUAUCUUUUUAAUUGUCUCUGGUUUGUUUUGAAUCUUGGUCUGUUUUUUUUUUUACUUCUGGAGUGCCAGUAGACAGAGCUAGAUACCAGAACAAAGUUUCAUUUGCAGAUGUGGCUUUCCAAGGCUAUAAAGGAAUGAGUCACCAAGGUUGGCUGGAGCCAGCAGACUCUGUUAUUUUGACUCUGGCUGUUGGAGCUCAUGUUGGCUUGUAAGCACCCUACCAGGGCCAUAGACCAGUUGCUGGGAUCCUCAGAGUCCCUUCAAGCAGGAUCUCAGCUUUUCAGUGCUAUUUACUGUGCCCUGCAAGACUAGUCUGGAAGCUGCAAGCAGAGUGGGACCAUUUGUUAGCGAGUAUGAAGUAGGCUAGCACUCACAUGUUGAUGAGAUCGGGCACAUUUCCACAUGCUGGUGGGCCAGACUAGCAUAGCACACUCCAGAAUUUGGGUCGUAGAGCCAGUGGGAGCCGGGUGAGGUGUGGUCUUAAUCCAAAUUUGCAUGCGUAACUCUUGGAUUUGGUCCUAAAUAUAUUGGGAUUAACCCUAAACUGAUCAAACUGAGCUGUGAAACUCUCCUGUAGCAACUGCACAGAGUGGGUGCAAGUCAAGAUGCAGGGUCCUUCUUUGUUUUUGCAGUUCUACGUUUCCAUCCUAACACGCAGAAACUUUCAGAGAGCAGACAAUUGGGAAGAACAAAGAGAGAGAAGGGAGGUGGGGCAGGGGGGUGAUAUAAGAGGAAUUUCAGAAUUGUGUUGCUGUAGAGAUGUUGGAGUGAGGAAAGUCUUGCUGCUAGGAUAUUUUAGAGGUGUGAAACUAUCUAAUAGGAAGAGAAAUGGGCUGAGAGGGUGAAGAGUCUCAGUUUUGGAAUCUCACCCCAUUAGAAUUGGAUCUACGAGGCUGAAAAAAGUUUCCGAAGAGGAGGUAAGCUCUGUGGUAUACAGAUAGUGACAUUUGCUGGCCUUAGUAAUGAAUAAAUGCCAAGUUCAGUGUAUUGUGUGAUGUGUCCUGUUUGCCUUGCGCUAACAGCCUAAAGCUUUGAGUAUAAGUAAGUGUAGUGUUCUGAAUUCAGUGGUGUAUUUCCAAGCUUAGCUGUGUUAGAACUGUGUGCUAUGAGCUAGUCAGGUUGUGUAUGUGGAAAAUAUAUAUUCAUAUAUAGAAAUAUAUAUAUUUAAGCCUCCGAUAUUUAGGAGGAAACCAGGGAAAUCCUCCAGGAAGUAAAACUGUGGAAAUCUUUGCGAAUGUAAUGCAUUUUUGAUGUGCAUGCUCCAUGGAGACGCUGACUUGUCCAUAGUGGCCAUUGCUUUUCUGAGUGCUCAGAAUCCCCCGCAGCACUGCUGGAGUGCAGAGCUCAGCUCUGCCUGCAGAGCAGCUCAGCAAAAGGCUUGCAUUGAGCUCGCAGAGGGGAAUGCUGCCCCCAGCUCUUCCCACCCUGGUGCAUGAGGGACAGCUGGCCAGAGGAGCCUGAGCUUCCAGGACUCUGUGUGAUUUCUUGGCAUCUAGGUGCUCCAGCCAUCUUCACACUCUACAAUAAAGUCCAUUCUUGUCUCAGGAUAUGGCAACAGCUGUGAAGAUGACGUGUCACGGCAGGCAGAAAAUAUCAGGAAGGCAUGUAGACAGUUAUCAAUAGCCCACCACACCAUAAGAAAAGACCAUGCAAAACCAUUCUUGGAAUUAUUUUUUGGCCCUAAGUUUCGCAUUUGAAGAGAUAGUGCAGUUACCACCAUUUCGAUUUGAAUGCAGUGGUAAUUUAUCCCUUGUUCCAAUGGGAAUCAAAUUUUGCCCAAAGGACUGUCAGUAAGAGCCAUGCUCAGACCACCUACUCCAAGCAUAUCCACAGUCUGGAUCAACUACUUGAUAUCCAGGAUUGCUUCUUCACAAUGAACAGCAUCCCUCGUGGUGUUUGCAUUAAAUAUGCACAGUGCGUGGUCAGAAUAUGGCCUCACAUUUCCUUAAUACAUGAUGGUUUGGGUGGCAUCCAACUACAAAGCUAGAUGUGAAGUGUUAGCCAGCCAAAGCUCCUGCAGUGGAGACACCUUCCAAGUGCCACUGCUCUACGUGGUUUGGACACCUCUCUGGGUGGGUUGAACGACCCUUGGAAGGUUUCAAGUUUUGCAGAAUUAGACGGAGAAACUCUCAGGGCCUCCAUCUUCGGUAGCCAUAAAGUAGAGCUAUAAAUUCCGGCCUUUGCUCCAUCUGCCCCAGGUCUUCAGCAUACGUCUGAGCACACAGUUUAGCUGUACGUUUGAUGCCAGGAACAGCAGCAGUCAGGCCUCAGGCUGAAAUCCCGCAUUGCUCAACCUUCCACAGACUUUACACCCACCCGACCCACUCAGGUUUAUCAGAAGAGAGACCAAAUCUCUGCCGUUUCAAGUUCACUUUGGACUCUGAGCUUGUCAAUCCCACUGGGAAAGAGUGCUCUGCUGUUCUGUGUUUCCAGCUACCACGAUGCUGAUUCUGUUUCACCGCUAACUUGUACUUUGUUUUGCUUUCCUUGUAAAAAGAAAAAAACAAUGUCGUGCUUUCUACCCUGUGAAAGUUCCUAUGCUGUCGGUUGCUUGCUUUCUCAUUUUCACUGUAUUGUACUGUUACUCCUUUCUGCAAAAUGGUGCUAAUUGCUUACUGAGCUCCUGUUUUCUGACUGCUUUGCACACCGAUCACCUGCUUCUUCAUUUGCAACGCGUCUGCUGUGAAAACAUGGCUCCCAUGAAUUCCACAAACUCUUGCCUCUUGGAGGCAGAUAGGAAGUGUCUAAUUAAUAUUUUGUGGCCUGGGUUUGGUUGCAUAUCACAGAUGGUCUCUUGUAAUGUGUGAAGCACACCUCCUCGUGGUGCUUUAUCAUUCUUGCUGUUCGUAUGAGAAUGACACACACACACACACACACACACACACACAGAUUAAUGUAUAGCCAAUUGAUUGUGACGUGCUUGUGAUCUUUGCUUGCUCAAAGGGUUUUUUUUCCAAUGAUAAAUAAAUGCUAAAGACAAAUACCA